Messenger RNA from Vespula vulgaris, 1333 nucleotides. RefSeq names its product histidine protein methyltransferase 1 homolog. Gene Ontology annotation, biological process: peptidyl-histidine methylation, to form tele-methylhistidine. Bases 412 to 1266 code for a protein of 284 amino acids. Gene Ontology annotation, molecular function: protein-L-histidine N-tele-methyltransferase activity. Lineage: Eukaryota; Metazoa; Arthropoda; Insecta; Hymenoptera; Vespidae. The record is from RefSeq and is a predicted model, not a curated record. The transcript is spliced from 6 exons.
UUAUGAUUUUAACACUUUAAGUAAACCUAAAUUGUCGUAAAUGAGUGAUGUUAGAUGUGUUACAAUAGGUUAUAUUCUGUUUGAUAACUUUCGAUAUAUCGAAAAUAUCGUUUUCAUGAAUCUAACUUUCACAAUCUAAACAUGCAUCAUGCUGUGAUUGGUUAUAUUCUUUCAAACUAACUUCACAAGACAUUAAUUAUAAACUAUCGAUAUAAAUGAUAUUAAAUGAUAUUACAUUAAUUCUCAUUAAUAUAUAAGAUUUAUAUUGUCAUAAUUUGUAAAAAUAGUAGCAAAGAAAUAUUGAGAAUCAUCUGUAAUCAUUUAAUUUUAUAGUAUGUAUAAAAGUAUUUUAAAUAUAUAAAAAUACUUUUUUAUCAAGAUUUAUGAGUAAAUAAUAAUAAAAGGGAUAGAAUGUUCAAAUUUGGAUUCUCUGAGAAAAAUGAUGCUGAAGAAAACAAUAGUAAUAAAGAAAAAUCCGUUCUUAAUUGGAUAAAUGCAUCUAGGAUAGAAGUAACACCGUGUGAUUACGAUCGAAAUUAUGAAUCCGAUGAAUAUAUAGAAACUAAAAUAUUUGAUGAAAUUAAAUUCAAGUUAAUCCGUUCUGACAAAGUACUAUGCAACUUAAUAGGAAAUAAUUCUGUAAAUAUAAUCGAAGCAGAAUCACAACAUUCCGAUCUUAUACCUGCAAAAUAUGAAGGUGGCUUGAAGAUAUGGGAAUGUACUUACGAUUUACUUGAAUAUAUAAUUCAAGAGAAUAUAAAACUUGAAACUAAGCUGGUGCUAGAUUUAGGCUGUGGUGUUGGAAUUAUUGGGUUAAUAGCACUCCUAAAAGGUUCCUUUGUUCAUUUUCAGGAUUAUAAUGCAGAAGUAAUUUCAUCCGUCACUAUACCAAAUGUUUUUUUAAAUUUCAAAGACAAGCAAAAAACAUUGGAAAAGUGUGAAUUUUAUUGUGGAGAUUGGGCAUCAUUUACGAUGCUUUUUGAAAAAAAUAUUAAAAAUGGAGAUCAUAAAAAAUAUGACUUCAUUUUUACCAGUGAAACUAUUUAUAAUACUGAAAAUCAUAAAAAAUUAUAUGAAGUAUUUAAGAAGAAAUUGAAACCAAAUGGCAUUGGACUCAUAGCUGCAAAGACCUAUUACUUUGGUGUAGGAGGAGGAAUGCGCCAAUUUGAAGCUAUUGUAAAGGAAGAUAAAAUGUUUGAUGCUGAAGUGGUCUGGAGAAAUUCAAAAGGUCUACAAAGGGAGAUAUUAAAGCUGUCUUGGAAAUAAAAGAAAUGUAAAUUCAACUUAAUAAAAUUUAAAGCAUUGGAAGAAAAAUUGAGACAAGCUGCAAUAA